This is a messenger RNA of Cinclus cinclus, 1977 nucleotides long. It is a transcript of the gene MYBPH, whose product is annotated as myosin binding protein H. NCBI's taxonomy places the organism in Eukaryota, Metazoa, Chordata, Aves, Passeriformes, Cinclidae. The record is from RefSeq and is a predicted model, not a curated record. The coding region runs from base 1 to 1977 and encodes 658 amino acids. Gene Ontology annotation, molecular function: protein binding. The transcript is spliced from 14 exons.
AUGACUGGCAAAACCGCACCUCCAGCCAAGAAACCGGCUCUGGCAGCGGCCAAGAAAAAGGCAGUGCCAGCCCCGAAGGAAGGAGCCCCGAAGGAAGAAGCAGCCCCGAAGGAAGAAGCAGCUCCGAAGAAAGAAGCAGCCCCAGCCCCAGUUACUGAAGAACCCCCAGCCCCUGAGCAUCCCCUGGAGCAGCCCCCGGCCCCCACAGACGAAUCUGCUCCCAUCCCCAUGGAAGCUGGAGCAGAAGUGACUGCAGUGCCUGCAGAAGGUUCCUCAGUUGUCCCAGCUGAACUCCCAGCCCCAGCCCCUGAACCUAAACCAGAGAAACCAAAGGAAGAGCCACCCAGCUGCCCCUUGUCCUUGGCUGUGGAAGAAGUGACCGAAAACUCAUUCACACUGACCUGGAAAGCCCCGGAGCAGACGGGCCGGGCAGGCCUGGAUGGAUAUGUGGUAGAGAUCUGCAAAGAUGGAAGUUCAGACUGGAAAGCUGUGAACCAGGAGCCUUUUCUUUCCACCCACUACACAAUCCCAAAUCUCUGCUCUGGGGACAAGAUCCAUGUGCAGGUGGUGGCUGUCAGUGCCAGCGGAGCCAGCGUCCCGGCCACUCUGGAGCAGCCAGUGCUCAUCAGGGAGAUCCUUCAGCUCCCGAAGAUCCGCAUGCCUCGGCACCUGCGGGAGACUUACAUCAGGCGUGUAGGGGAUGCUGUGAACAUCAUGAUCCCCUUUCAGGGAAAGCCACAGCCUGAGGUGAGCUGGACAAAGGGAGGACAGCCCCUGGACACCAACCGCAUCAGCAUCCGCAACACAGCUCGGGACACCAUCUUCUACAUCCGGCAGGCCCAGCGCGGUGACUCGGGCAAGUACGAGCUCACCGUGCAGAUCAACGGAGCCAAGGACAAGGCUACCCUGGACAUCCAGGUGGUUGAGCCACCUGGCCCUCCCCAGAACCUGAAGCUGGUGGAUGUGUGGGGCUUUAAUGUGGCCCUGGAGUGGACCCCCCCCAUGGACAACGGGAACUCUGAGAUCAAGGGCUACAGGGUGCAGAAGUCAGACAAGAAGAGUGGGAAAUGGUUCACGGUGCUGGAGCGCUGCACCCGCACCAGCUGCACCAUCUCUGACCUCAUCAUUGGUAACACCUACACCUUCCGAGUGUUCUCCGAGAACAUCUGUGGGCUCAGUGACAGCGCUGCUGUAGCCUCUGGGGUGGCCUACAUCAAGAAGACAAAAACCACUUACCAGCCAGAGAAGAUCCCCCAGCGGGACAUGAUGGAGCCUCCAAAGUUCACACAGCCUCUGACAGACCGAAUGACUACACGGGGCUACAGCACUCACCUCUUCUGCUCCGUCCGGGGCUUCCCCCAGCCCAAAAUCAUCUGGUUGAAAAAUCAGAUGGAGAUCCGAGAAGAUCCCAAAUAUAUAGCACUGAUUGAUCAGGGUGUGUGCUCCCUGGAAAUCCGCAAGCCUGGCCCUUUUGAUGGGGGUGUUUACACUUGCAAGGCUGUGAACCCUCUGGGGGAAGCCUCAGUAGACUGCAGACUGGAUGUGAAAGGGUUCCAACCUGGCAACCCCAGCACCCCAGUCCUUGUGGAAGCUCCAGAGUUGCUGUGCCCAAGUGAGGGCAGAUCAGACGACAAGACAAAGAGCAAGCACAGUUUUUUAAUCCACACCAAUGAGGCAGUGAUCCAGUCAGGAGCUGUCACCUCCCCCCAGAGGGUACAGGACAUGCUGAUGUGUUAUCCAGAGGAGGGGACUUGUCCCUGUGAGCUGGUGGCUCAUGUGCAGGGAGAUGCUGGCUCUGGCCAGAGCUGGCAUGGGACAUGGCAAGGUGGGGGCAUGGGAGUCGCUGCACUGGGCAGAGGAGCCAUCAGGCAGAUGUGGGAUGAGCCAAAGCCUCACCCUCAUCACCAGCACAGCACCAUCUACACCAUGGGAAGGUUGGGAGGGUAUUCAGGACCCCUCUACUGUGAUGAGGACUAA